Myotis davidii is the source of this 860-nucleotide messenger RNA. RefSeq names its product protein FAM71C-like. Gene Ontology annotation, cellular component: nucleus. Lineage: Eukaryota; Metazoa; Chordata; Mammalia; Chiroptera; Vespertilionidae. The coding region runs from base 36 to 860 and encodes 274 amino acids. The record is from RefSeq and is a predicted model, not a curated record. The transcript has a single exon.
GAGAGGACAUGCAGCAGUCUCAAUGAAGGACCGACAUGGGUAGCAACACAACGCUCUGGCAGGGCAGUGCCCAGAGCAGCCAAGUGCUGCACAUGUUCCACGGCUCCAUGGGGAAACUGCAGCGGCAGCUGUGCAAGGGCGCAUUUACCAUGUUCAAGCGCAUUCCUAUGUUUGAGAAUGACUUCAUACAGAUCAGCAAAAGAGGAGAAGUGAUUGAUGUGCACAACAGUAUGCAAGUGGUUACUGUGGGCAUUGCAUAUACCAGCCCCAGCCUCACAAUACCUGACGUCAUGCUGCUGGCACGACCAGCUGUCAGCUGUGCAGUCUUUGCCAGACAUGAUCAACACACCCAAGGAAGGGGUCUCAAGUCAGUGAAGACCUUGGAACUGACCAGGCUUCUUCCUUUGAAGUUUGUAAAAUUGUCUGUUUACAGUCAUGAGAAAAAACAGCUCCACUUGAAGCUUGCCACUGGCUGCUCUUUUUACCUACAAUUAUGCUCCCCUUCAGAUGCAAAAGAAGAUGUGUUUGCACACUGGGAAAACCUGGUGUUGUUCCUGAGACCACCAGAGGAUGCUUAUAGUGGUACCCGAGUUGUAUCCGCUUGGGACUCGAUGGACAUACCUGUGUUGGAGGCAGAGGACAGGAAGAGCCCAGGAGUAAGUUUUUGCAGAGAGUCUCAGAGAGGGGCCCGAGUGCUUCGAGAGAGCAGCUGGAGGCUCCCAGACUGCUCUCUUAGGCUGCCUGGGGAAACUGCAUGUGGAAGGACUCAGGCCAGUAGAACCACUAUGUGGAGACCUUGCUACAUUUGGGAGGUCCCGAGUGCAUCUGAAUAUCCAACAUACCUUAGACCCUGUACCUGA